Molecule: messenger RNA, 228 nt
Organism: Helobdella robusta
Lineage: Eukaryota; Metazoa; Annelida; Clitellata; Rhynchobdellida; Glossiphoniidae
Exons: 2
Biological process (GO): protein stabilization; protein folding; protein import into mitochondrial matrix
Cellular component (GO): mitochondrion
Molecular function (GO): zinc ion binding; protein-folding chaperone binding
Source: RefSeq, a predicted model, not a curated record
AUCUCAUACAAAUGUAAAGUUUGUAAUAGCAGAUCUUCAAAAAUAUUCUCCAAGCAUUCAUACGAAAAGGGCAUUGUCAUUGUUAAGUGCCCUGGUUGCCAGAGUUUACAUCUGAUAGCUGAUAAUCUUGGCUGGUUCAAAGAUUUUGAGUUCAAAAACGUUGAAGAAUUCCUGGCUGCAAGAGGCGAGGAAGUGAAAAGGGUUACAGAGAACAGUGGUGAUUUGCUG